Messenger RNA from Hermetia illucens (black soldier fly), 2380 nucleotides. RefSeq names its product vesicular glutamate transporter 2 (gene MFS9). The transcript has 7 exons. Gene Ontology annotation, cellular component: plasma membrane. Gene Ontology annotation, biological process: monoatomic anion transport; transmembrane transport. Gene Ontology annotation, molecular function: transmembrane transporter activity. Bases 539 to 2029 code for a protein of 496 amino acids. Lineage: Eukaryota; Metazoa; Arthropoda; Insecta; Diptera; Stratiomyidae. The record is from RefSeq and is a predicted model, not a curated record.
ACUGGAGGUAAGUCCGUCACCAGACUCAGUCCAAUCCGCGCAGUCAGACGUCGACGGUUGGCUCAAAUUUCGUCCGAAGUCGCGGUUUCUCUCUGUUUCUGUUAAUUUCACGGCUGAGUUGUCCAGACAGUUCCACCGAACGAAAAUUCAAGAGAAAAAAAUAUAAACAAAAAGUUUAGAUAGUUAGCAUAAAGAUACAAUAUCCAUUUGAGUAACUAUUAAUACUACAUUGAAACCAGUUGGUCAAGUGUUUGGAAUGCCUGGACUCAUUGAUCCAUUAGAAUCGCUGUAAUUUUGCAAAAUCGUCCUUUGGUAAAGCAACUGUUGGAUAAUCUUUUGUGCGUUUUAUCAAUUUCGGCUUCAAAAGUUUAAGUUCAUACAGAUUCCACCAAACCACUAACGAAAAGUGAAAGUUGUGUGCAACCUUACUGAUAUCUGCAAUAAUGAAUGUAAUGAAUUUAAUAACCAAAGUUUGAAAAAGAGGAUAUACAUCUAUUUCCGGGACACUAUUGCAAAACCAGGAACUUAACUCUAUAAAAUGGCAAACCCAACAGAUAACAAACUGAACGGACAGCAAUUGGACGUGGCAAAAACAGAAACACUUGCAGAAGCGGAACCUCUGACAUGGAAAUUUUGGAAGAAACGCCGUUAUGUCGUCGUCCUGAUGGCGUUCUUUGGAUUCUUCAACGUAUACGCACUUCGGGUAAACCUGAGCGUUGCCAUUGUGGCGAUGACAGAAAAUCGCACAGUCGAUCAUGGAAAUGGUACAAUCACAUACGAACAAGAUUUUCCUUGGGACUCAACACAGAAAGGACUCAUUUUGAGCUCCUUCUUCUAUGGCUACAUUUUGACUCAGCUUGCCGGUGGCUAUCUGGGAUCACGUAUUGGAGGACAUCUUGUAUUCGGUGCUGGUAUUGGAACAACCGCCCUUUUGACCUUGCUAACACCGUUGGCUGCAAAACACAGUUUGGAACUUCUACUGGCAAUUCGAAUCAUUGAAGGAAUUUUCGAGGGCGUGACUUUCCCUUGUAUCCAUGCUGUUUGGUCGAGAUGGUCUCCGCCUCUAGAACGUUCGAGAAUGGCCUCAAUGGCAUUUGCAGGAAACUACGCUGGAACCGUCAUUGCCAUGCCUUCGUCUGGUCUGCUUGCUUCAAGUUACGGAUGGGAAAGCGUUUUCUACGUAUUUGGUGGUAUCGGUUGUGUUUGGUAUAUAUUGUGGGUCCUUGUUGUAAGGGCGGGUCCGAGUCAAGACCGUUUCUGUUCUGAAGAUGAAACGAGAUAUAUUGAAGAGACUAUCGGGCAUAAGGGAAAGCCAAAUGUCAAGCAUCCUUGGAAAGCUAUCUUCACAUCAACUGCGGUCUACGCUAUUGUCGCGUCACACUUUUCUGAGAACUGGGGCUUUUAUACACUUUUGACGCAGUUGCCAACUUUCUUGAAGGAUACUUUGCAUUUCGAGUUGGAUAAAACCGGAUUUGUAGCUGCGAUACCUUAUUUAACGAUGGGCAUACUUUUGGGUGUUUCUGGAUACUUAGCUGAUUGGUCACAGGUUAAAGGAUAUCUGACUACCACACAAGUGAGGAGAUAUUUCAAUUGCGGAGCCUUUUUGGCUCAAACUGUCUUCAUGAUUAUUGGAGCUUAUUUGCUAGACCAAACCUGGACUGUGGUCUGCAUUACUAUUGCCGUAGGGCUUGGAGCUUUCGCAUGGUCUGGAUUUGCUGUAAACCAUCUGGAUAUUGCCCCACAACACGCUAGUAUUUUAAUGGGUAUUUCCAAUACGUUCGCAACGAUCCCUGGAAUAGUAAGUCCAUAUUUGACUGGAGUUAUUGUCCAAGAUAAGAAUGAAGACGAAUGGCGAAUAGUAUUCUAUAUUUCUGCGGGAGUUUACCUGGUAGGUUGUGUGAUAUAUUGGUUUUGGGCCUCAGGAGAGGUUCAAGAAUGGGCGAAAGUACCUGUAACGGAAAGUAUUGAUAUGGAAAAAUGUCCUGAAAAAGAAGGAUAUACCAAUCGCGCUUUGGAUACCCAGGAAUAAUAUUGUAGAUAUUAAAAUGCUGUGAAUUAUUUCGUAUUAAGAUAUCUUUUCAAUGGUAUCCUUGUAAGUAUUACUUACCUUAUCAAAAGAUAUGUCUUUGUGCAAUGCUCAGUGCUAAAACACAUGUAAAUUUGGAUUAUCUUUUAUAGUUCAUUCAUUGUAUUGGCCUAAUUAUGAAUGUAGGCCUUAUGCCGUGUAUCUUACCAGAGUUGUAAAUAGAUAAAUAAUUUAAGCUUCUUAUAAGGUCGAUAUCCUUGCACUUUGUAACGUAAAGUUGUAACAUUUUUAGAUUAAUAAAAUAGAUAUAGUUCUUACUUGGAAAAAACUAAUAAAAUAAUAUUCUGUUGCAAG